AUGAGCUUCGAAUCCUCUCGCUCGAAGAACAGUGCCGCGUCGUCCGGCGCCUCGAGGAAGCGCGGGCGCCUCUCCGCCAGCCCUUGGAGCGGCAGGGGAAGGAAGCCUAGGGCAGAGUCUGCAAGGACUCCCGGGGCUUCCUCGGGUGUCAGUGACCACGCUUCUCCCAGUUUUUCUACUCGGAGGGCACCCUUUUCUGACUUUCAGAGGUAAUUCGCCAUUCUCUCUCUCUCCUUCUUCCGGCUCUUGCGUAUGCAUAUUUAUGUGCACUGUGUUGUUAAGGUUAUAUUCCCUUCAAAUGGCGUGUCUCUGGUUGUGGCAGCUAUAUGAUGGCAAAGAACCGGAAGCUGCGAGACCAAUUUGAUGCGGACGCCUCCACUUCCUCCCUGGGGAGUGGUGAUGGGGAGAGUCGCCAUUCAGACAAUGAUGACGAUAAAGGGAUAUUUCAUGGGGUUUCUAUCUUCGUGGAUGGCUAUACUGUUCCUUCGAGUCAGGUGCGACUUACUCCCUUACCCAAUUCGGAUGUUUGGCAUCUUGGCUGGUUUAUUUGAUUGUGUCAAUUGGCAGGAGCUGAGAGCGUGUAUGCUGAAACACGGUGGGCGGUUUGAAAAUUACUUCUCGAGGCAGACUGUCACGCAUAUAGUGUGCAGCCACCUUCCUGAAUCUAAGAUGAAGAAUCUUAGGUCGACCCUCUACCCUUUUAAAACUUUAUGUUUGAACUAUUUUGCGCUGUCCAUUGAUGUCACUUUUCGGAUUUUCACUUUAUUAUAAUUUCACGCAUAUUUCAUCGUUUAUUUAUUGUUAGGUCAUUCAGCAGAGGCCUCCCAGUUGUGAAGCCUUCAUGGAUCAUGGACUCUGUGACUGCUAACAGACUCUUAAAUUGUAGCUUCUUUACUCAUAUGCUUCAUCUUCACAUGAUUUCAUUGCCAUCUUACAUCCUAAUCUGUCCAGAAGACUUUUUUUUUUUUCUGAAUUAUGUUCUUUUUGUAUAUGAAAUGGCCAUGAAAAUCUAAAUCAGUUGAUGCAUUUCCUGUCAUUUGUUGAUCUCGACUCAUUUCGAAGUUUCGUUUAUUCUUAAUCUUUUUCAGAAAUGUUACAAGCUUGUUUAGGAGAAGAUUCUAUCAUCAUUUUCAUUGGAACAAUAAGUUCAACUAUUGUUCAUGCUAAAGAGAAAUCAUUCGUAUCAAUCGUUUUCUUUCCUGAAGCUUGACGUUGGAUUCCAAAGAUAUCGUUACUGUCGAUUUAGGUUCCUUCCCUUUCUCUGAAUAGCUGUGCUAGCAGGUACAACGCACCCUCUAUCCCACACAUCUGACCAGCUUGCAUUGCUCACUGGUUGACCACUUGAAUUGGAAGGAUUCAGAAUAACUCUUAAAUUAUAAAAGUAUUUAUUUUUUAUUUCAAGUUUUUUAUUUAAAUAACUGCUACAUUAUAAAAAAGGUUUAAACAGAGUAAUUUCUGAAACAGUGUGCAUGAAUGUCGCAUCACUAUCCCACCAUCCUGACCGUGAUCUGAAGUCGCUUUACCCUUCAUUUUCUCCUUUUCACUCAUUUUCCUUUCUUCUGCUUAACAUUGAAGUCAUCCUUUGACACUGAUGAGCAAAGAUGGACUCCUCUCAUUGAUCUUGAGCACAUAAUCUAGAAAACAUACAUCUGUUCGUAAGAGUUAAUUGCAGAACCUCAGCGGUCUGCAGGUCAAAUAAACUUCUUGGACGAUUCCAAUUUUGCCUGCCCUUUUUUGGCCGGUUAGUACUUCCUGAAUAUAAAGUUUCCAUUGUUUGCCUCAUAAACUCUUCGUGGAAUACAUGCGAAAAAUUUCUUUCCGAUGUGGUUUCCUGUUGUGGGUAACAAGUUAUGAUUCUUCUCCCAGGGGUUCCAUAUCAGCUAGAGCAACUACUUACCGCAAGUCAUAAGCAACAGAAGUUGUUUGCAUUCUUUACCAUCAAAGGUGAAGUACGUUCCAAUGAUGCUACUAAUGGUACCAGUAUGAACGUAGAAAAAAAAAACAAAUUAAUGGACUCAAUCGGAUGCGAGACUGACAAAAUGGCGAAUCUGUCGAAAUGUGAAAGUGAAGGCUGCGCAGAAACUAACGAUCUUGGUUGUCAAAGUUAUUGUAAAAUGAGAGAUACAGAGAAAAAAUCGGUAGAAAUGGGAGAUGAGGGCAGUAUCACGGAAACACGCCAAGAGUCACUGCAAAGGCCUUCAUCUUCCAUCGCACAACAUUCGACUCUUGGGGAUCCAAAUUUUGUGGAGAACUAUUUCAAGGUAAACGUCAUGCGUAUUUUCUUGAUCUUGGCUCCAAUUAUUGUCUGGGACCACUGACAUGCCCCCCAUACGGUUUCUAAAUUCUUCAUUGUCGACCUUCCUUUUUUAAAAUAGAUAUUUUUUUCCUCUCAUAUGACAGAAACUUUUCUAGUUAUAUUUUCAUGAAGCAUAUUCUCAUGUAGCAGAUUUUCUGCUUCUUUGACCCCUUUAUUUCUACUUUUUUUCCCUCCACAAAUUGAUCUCUGUUUUUCCAUUUUUUUAUUUACCUAGUAAUUCUUUUACUGUGAAUGAUGCUACGAAUCUUUUUCUGAUUUGGAAGACAUAGUUAAGAUUUCUUGGCAUUUAACUUAGAUUUGAAAAGAUUGUGAGGACAAUGUUAAGGUAUAUUUACAAGUAUUUUUUGGAUCCGAUGUGUUGUGUUAUUCCAAUUCUUUGAUUUCAUGCAGCUGUGCUAAUGAAUCUGUACUUUCUCAGUGAUUUAUUUCUCUUUUGCAGUAGGCAAUGUUUUUUCACAAUGAACUUACGCAAAAGUAACUAAUGCAAUUUGAUCUAUUCAUAUGUUUAUGUUCCGGCUUUUGCUACAGGGAAGUGUUUGGGAUUUCUAUCUUUCUGGGCACGUUUAGUUCUAUAAAAGCACCAUUAUCCUUGAGGCCUUUUCAGAUUUUUUACUUAUUAAAUUGUUCUGCAGAAUUCGAGAUUGCACUUCAUUGGAACAUGGAGAAAACGGUACCGGAGGCUUUUUCUCAACAAUACACCUGAUGCCAGACAAAGAAAACUUUGUGUUAGCCAGUCUGGCUCUCAAAAAGCUGCCAUCAUUCAUGUUGAUAUGGUAAUAGUUUUUAAUAUUUACUUUGUGGUUAUCACCCUUUCAGUUCUAUGCUGGUUCUUUCUUUUUAAAAUUUAAUUAUUUUAUUAUGGUUGAACAAUAAAUGUCUGCUGAACUAAUUUCUCUUCUCACAGUCAUAGUAGCGAAAGUAUCCAUGGUACUUAUGAAACAGUCUGCUUUUUCAGGAUUGUUUCUUUGUGUCAGUCGUUAUCAGAAAAUAUCCGGAAUUAUCUGAUAAACCUGUAGCAAUAAGCCACUCAGACAAUGCCAAAGGGACAGCAGAAAUAUCCUCUGCAAAUUAUCCUGCUCGGGAGUAUGGUUGGUUUAAAAUCCUAUCAUCACUCUGUAUUCAUCCUUUAAUUUCACACUAAACCUUUGAUUUCAUUUGAGCUUAGGACUACAAGCUGGGAUGUUUGUUAGAGACGCAAAAGUUCUUUGUCCUCAUCUCACUAUUUUUCCUUAUGACUUUGAUGCCUAUCAGGAGGUAAAAUAGUGAUACGUUGAGCUUCCUACCAGUUGAUACUAUAAGUAUGCGAUCAUUUCUUUUUUUCACUUUCAACCCUUUAUUUUUGAGAUACUUCAGGUUGCCGAUCAGUUCUACACUAUAUUGCAUGAGCACUGUCCAAAAGUGCAGGUUUUUUUUCAAUUUCGCAGUUUUUCUUAAUUGCGCAUCUCUCUUUUUCCCAAGUACUAAUAUUUCUUGAUGGUUACAGGCAAUCAGCUGUGAUGAAGCCUUCUUGGAUGCUACAGAAAUAAGUGACGAUCCUGAGAAAUUAGCUUCAGUUAUUAGACAGCAGAUAGCAGACACCACGGGAUGCACGGCAAGUGCUGGAAUUUCUGUAAACAUGCUGAUGGCUCGCCUGGCUACUCGAGUUGCGAAACCAAAUGGUCAGUUUUUUAUCCCACCUGAGAAGGUAUGAUUCUGCAUCUGAGAUGGUUGUGAAUAGUUUUGAUGCCCUUGCACUUUUCAAUGUUGAAGGCACUAAUUGUGAACUGUUUGGGUGGUAUCCUUAUUUUAUUCAAUUUAUGUUCAUUUUGUGGUCACAGGCUUCAUGAUGCAAGCAGCUUAUUAGUCCCUUUUAGUUGCCUGCGAUUUAAAUCUCCUUGUUAGUUUGCGUUAACUAGUUUGUUCUGCUGGAUAACGUGGGAUUUAAUUGAACAUUUGAGCCAGUAACCUUCACCAGUGUGAUUCAUAAUAUUGAAUGUGCUGGAUGUGUAUACCAAAGAGUCGAUCAGCAAUAUAUGGUGGUUUAUUAGCUGUAUAAAUAUAUGAAUUUUAUGAUGUGAUCAGUGUUUGUCAAAUAAAUGUACAAUUGCCCUUGGUCAUUUUAGUAUUGACCUAAUACUUUUAGGGAAUUGUUUCCUGAAACCUUCAAAGAAAUGUCAACUUAUUGGUUGUUUUGUUCCACAGAUAUUUCUAAUAUAUCCAACUUUUGAUUUUUAAUGGGCGGAAAAAAGAUAGACUCAUGCAGUGCAAUUAUUAUUGUCUUACCACUCCUUUAGGCUUUUCUCUGUAUUCAUUUCGCUUGAUGUCCCAUGUUCAUCGACAGCUUUGAUGCUGUAAAUCAUUUGGAGUACAUUUGGGCUUUGAAAUGGUCACAUACUGUUGGUAUAUAGAAAAAGAUGAGCACAAGAGAUAUGGAAACACAUAGACACAAAAAAAUGUACCCUCUUCUGAGCUUUCAUGUUGAUAUAUCAGAAAUGCUCAAAAAAGGAUUCACAUAGUCACUGAAUUCAGUCUUCCCGUCUCCUUUAAUGAAUACUACAGAACUUCACUGUUCUGUCAGAUUCACUUGCUAUGGGCCAGUAUUUCAUUGAUUCAAUAACUUAUCUCAGAAAGGCUUUACAUCUCUUCUCACAUCUUUCCUACUUGAUUGCCCUAUGUACCUGGCAGAAGUCCAUUGUUUUCCUAAUAUGAUUGGAUAGGAUAUGUCUAGUCUAACAUUCGAAACUGUGAAAAAUGUCUUUGAAGUUCUUCCCCAUAAGGUCUUCUUUGUUAUACUUAUAACGUUACAUUCUCUGAGAAAAUGAUUCCUAUUUGAGAAUGCCAUAGGAUAGAGGUUGCACAUCACGUUUAGACAAGUUGCCUAAUUUAAUAAUAUGAACAGCCUUUGUGCAAUUCUCUAUGAUUUUUUAAAUUUUUUUUCAGGAAAGUCAACCUGAAUUCUUCCACCACACUUCACACAAUCUAUCAUCAAUUUUUUUUAAAGGAGAUUACUAUGAAAGUUGAUUCCCUUUUCCAACUUGGCAUAUUCUCUGGAAUCAAUAACCUUCAGUUCGUUGAUUCAUGUUGGAUCUUAGAAAGGACACUGCUGCAGAUGGCUGGAGGGAAGGAGAAGAAUAGACGAAUGGGGAAGAAUAAGGAAAAAAACGAAUAAAGCUUCUUUAGCACUGUUGUUGCUGUCAUUUAUUUAAUGUGGAGGGGUACAUAUGCCGCUGCCGUUGCUUAAUCCUCCUUUCUCUGUCUAUAUCUCGCUCUAGUGUCCCUUUCUUUCAUUUAUGUCUGGCAUAUAGACAUGGCGAACAAAUGAAAGAAUGGAAUCAGGUAAGGUGCGAGAAAGGCUGUAUUUUUACCUAUGGUUACCAUGUUAACAAUUCCUAAACAUUAAUCCUAAGCAGCUUCUCAGGUAGAUUUGUAUAGACACUGCUGAAAAAUAGAAUAUCGUUUUAAAUUUUUUGGCAACGGGAAUCCUAUUGUUUAUUGACUGACGAUAGAAGUUGAGGUCUGGUAGGUUAUGUGUGCAGUGGAUUAGUGAACUAGUGUUUUCCAGCCAAGAAAAAGUGCCAUCAGGAGAUCAAUGGCUGUCUUCAUCCUGUUUUGAAGAGUUUAUGGGGAGUAUGGAGUAGGUACAGCAGAAGUUGGUGGGGGUGGGGGUGGGGGCGGGAGGAUAUGUCUUGGGGGAAUCUGAAACCUUUCCAAAAUAAACUCAUGCUGUCUGUAUCUUGGGGGAAGUGGGAGCUUUUUACUCUAGUUGCGAUGAGAUAUCAAUUUGAUAGUUAUAUCUAAUAUGAUAAAUAUCUUAAGAGCAUUAACUUAAGGCUACACUAUUUGGUUUUUUUCUAAUAUAAACGUUAGAAAUUAAAAAUAAUUGUACACUCGCUUAGACAUUAUGUUCGUCUUGCAAAACUGGAAAUAUAUUAACCUUUCUGGUUUCAGAUUUGAGCUAUUGUUGCUCCUCUUUUCUGCUUAAGAUCUGAAAAGUAUGCUUAUUGUCACAGAUGUAGCAGACGUUCAAAUGUCUGAUGGCGCACUCAUUUCUCCAUUGUUCAUUUCCAAUAAAUUAUAAAAUUAAAACUUAAAAGAACUAAUACCCUUAUGAAAUUAUAUCUGCGGUUUAAUAAGAGACGGUGGUUUUUCGUCAUUACCUUUUACGAAUGUCAAUGUUAUUGCCUUUUCAUGAUCCAUUUAACAGAGGAAAAACAAUACCAUUUAAAAUCAAAGAGAAAGAAGAAACGAUUUUUUUUAACGCAUGAUGCAAAGCUCAUAGUUUGAUUAUGCUCGCCCGUUAUGGAUAGUAUCUUCUUUUAUUUGUGCUGUUCACUUAUGUUGCUCACGAACUAGUAUAUCAUAUUAUUCUGAUGCACUUUUCUAGUUCCUUUGUGCAUGGUAUUAGCUUAGUGAUGUUCGUUUCCUUGGAUGUUGUCCUGUUAUACUCUUUUGGGCCAUUAAAUAGAAACAUUUUGCCUGCUUAGUGCCAUUCUCAUUCCUUUUUAGGUUUGUCAUUCACAUUUUUCGUAGGUUUGCAAGGACUACUGUCGCUUAAAACGUUUAGUCCAUCUGUUUCAUUACCUCACUCAAAUGUGCUUGUCCUGCUUGCUUUAGGUUGAUGAAUAUUCUAAGGAACUUCCAGUUGAGGCACUUCCAGGCAUUGGCUAUGCUUUAAAAGAGAAGUUGAAAAGUCAUCAUAUAAAAACGUGUGCUCAACUACGCCUGAUACCGAAGGUUAUUCGCUUAUGUUGUUUUAUCGGUUCGCCUUAAUACUAUUCCAGAGUCAUAUAAUGAAAGCAUGUUUGAGGCUUGGGUUUUCCUUCUCGUUGUUUACCUUGGAGUUUUUCUAGAAUCAUAUGAUGAAUUUUGUCGUUGGUUUACACUUAGAUAUGAAGUACAACCCUUACUGCUCAACAAUGGUCUAAAUCCUUUGACAUAAUUACCAAGGUCUACAUGUAUGCUCUUCGUUAUCUCGUGUACUAUAUCUUUGUUAGUUAUCAUCAUUUGAAGUAUGCUAUGUGACUAUUAGCUCAUAGUUUGCAAAGGAAGAAAAAGAAGAAGGGAUGGUGGUUUCCUAGCAAGAGCAAUAAAGGGAUAAAAAUGGAGUAGAGAACGAAAAAACGCAUUUCCCGGAAGCCUUUUCCAUGGUGAGUAUUACCGACUAAUCACCAACGACAAGAGGGGAGAAGAAUGUACUUGUAUGUAUUUGAUAAACAUUCAAAAAGGCCUUUUUACAUCAGGUAUUUGCCACACCAUUGUGUUUUUGGCCCUGCUAGUAAACUAAUAUGCCGAACCUAAGAUUUAUGUUCUUGUUUGUUAAGUCUUACCCACUUUUAACCCGGUUAGACACACAACUGAAUAACCAAUUUUCUGAUUUUUUUAAAAAAAAUCAUGGUUCCUAAUCUAAAUAUCCUGAAUGGCAGAGAACAAACCAUCAAAUCUUAGAGUGUAUUUUCUCUGUCCGGUGCCAUUUGAACUUUAGAUACAGGUCAUCAAUCUGAUCUAGAUUACGCUAUCGUAGCUAAAAUGUGAUAAAUCAGCUACUGGUUCUCUUAAGAGAGAACAUCUUAGGAAUCCAUACCAAUAAUUCACAAUCCUUGCUAUGUAAGCUUUGUAUGGUGUGAACACUAUGAAUAAAGAGUUAUCCCUCCGUGCUCUAAAUGUACUGCUGGUGUUAUUGCACAUUGUAUCCCAUUUUGUAUUUCAUUUGUAGUUUGCAACCUUGUUCAGUCAUUGCCCGCCUGAGAGCUCUAUGCUCUGUUCCCAAGUUUCAUGAAAAUUUUAAUCCUUGAUGUUGACGAUGCCAUGCCCUCAAGUGUCUAUGUAAACAUAUUUUUUCAUUCUUCACUUUCCGCAAAGUUAGCUGCUGUUUGCUAUGCUGCUUUGUGGCACAUUGCUACCACCUGUUACAGGCACGAUUCUUUUUAGGGGUUGUAUCUUAGGAAAUCUUAUUCCAUCGUUUAUAAUAAAUUAUCUGUGUUAUGCAUCUUGAAUUGUCAAUACAUCCUUUUUAUAUUUUGAUACUUUUUUUUCUCCUCUCAUGGUUUUGCCAGUCUGGCUGAUCUGAUAUAAAUGCUAGGUUGGAUUAGCACUAGCUUAUCUGGGAUAAUAUUGUGAUUAAAAUCAACCUUGUAGAACAUAGCCAAAAAGGUAGACCACAUGAAGUGAAAUAACACGAGGGAAGUCAUCAUGGACUGCAUUUUCUCUUUAUUGAUGACAUUCUGACAGGAAGUGGUGCACUGCCGACAACAGAUGUUACCUGCAUACAGAGCAAUGGAAGAUCCAACUUAUGAUUCAGCAGUAUAAUGUAGAAGUUAAUUAUUUCAUAAAACAUAGUUUAUGUUAUUUGAUUGAUUAGAUUAUCAUGGAUUUCAAUAAAUUAUUUUGAUUGAUCAUAUCAUCGUGGAUUUGAUUUCAUACCUUGAUAAUAAGCUUAGUACGAACUUGUUUGGUUCCCUGAACAUUCGUUCAGCCUUCCUUUUUCUUUCUGGCUGAGAAAGCAAUGUUAAAUUCAAGCUUAUAUUCUGUGUUUUGCUCCAGGAAAUACUUCAGAAGGACUUUGGCAAGAAGGUUGGUGAUAUGCUGUGGAAUUAUUGCCGGGGAAUUGAUCAUCGAACAGUUCAUGUAGUUCAGGUUUGUCAUGACAUCAUGAUUCAUUUUUUGUCAUUAGAUGGCUUAACGGUAGUAAUUAGCUAGACUGCAUUAGCUACCUAGGACCUUUUUCAAAUAAGUAUAGGUCGCAUAAUCCUCAAUCAAAAAGCAUAUAGACUAUUUAUGCACAUUAAUUUUUCUUGAUCCUAAAUACGUGAUGGAUGAUUGUAAAAUUGCCAUAUGUUCCAAAUAUUCCUUAGGCCUCGUUAGUGAUAUUGAUGAGUGUUCACCAGGGUACCAACCAUUAUAUCAACAAUGGUAGUACAAUGCCAAUGGUGUUCUACCACUACAUCACUCUUUAUUGCUACCAUUAUAUCUGAGUUUCUUGAAGAUGCCAGUGCAGACAUUCCUUGGUCAUGUCUUUGUAUUUGCUAUGUUGAUGACCUGCUGGGUUGAUGUCUAUAUUUUUUGGUAGAACAGUCUCUCUUUCAAUGAGAUAAGUCAUACUUUUUUAUGAAUAUAUGGGUUCUCAUUGGGAACCGCUUUUGAGUUGUUUGGCCAGACUCUAGGAACAGGAGUUACUGACUGAGAUGAAAAUAGUCAGUGAGAGUUCCUUCCAAACCCUGAUAUCUUGGCCUUUCCUUAUCAAGGAGGCAUGAUUUAUACCUUUUCACGCAUCAAACCUUGAAAUAUAUCUCAGGGACCUUGGAAGUUAUGGGUGCUUGAAGAAUAAAAUAAAUUCUUUUUUCUCUUUCUGGUAUGCUGACUUGACCUUUGAAAUGCCUUCAUACUGUGUAAGAACCUGUAAGGAGGAUGGUGACAUGAAAGUUUGUGCACUAGAUUUGAGUCAUAAAAGAAGUGGGUAGUUUUGGGCUGGGAGGCUCUGUUAGCUGCUUCUUAAUCUAAUUAAUAUAUUUUAGUACUAAUGAUAAAAAGAUGACCCCUCAGUUGUGAACUGAACAGGGAUCCUGAUAGAGAAAGAAAAAUACAUUCUGGAAUAAAAGUACAGAAUUUAAAGUACUCUGAAAUGAUCUGUUUAACGUAUUAACUUUCAGCGGUACAACUAACUUAUAUUUCUUCUUUUAUCCUAAAGUGUAGUGAAUUCUUUGAGCUAUUGUUGGAUGCUUGUUCUCACCAAGUCAUAAAUGGAUUGAACAGGAAAUGAAGUCUGUUGGUGCUGAAGUGAAUUGGGGUGUUAGGUUUAGAAAUGUGGAAGAAGUAAGCUCCUAUGCUUGGUUUUGUUUUCCCCUUUUCUUCCCCAUCAGUUGCGAAGUGUUCAAUAUGGCCUAAUCGUUUUCCUAUCUCAGUGUCACUAUUUUCUUACUAGUCUUUGCAAGGAGGUCUCCUUGAGACUAAAGGGAGCUGGAGUGCGAGGGCGAACUAUAACGCUUAAGGUAUCUUUUCCAUUUUGAUAUUGUUAAAAUUUUCUGAAGUUGCAGGAAUUUAGUGUUACACUUCCAUGCUUCUUUAAAGAUGAUUAUAACAGUUUUAAAACCGUUCUGUGUUUUAGUUCUGAAGGUUUCUGUGUGAUAAAUGGAGCAUUAAUUUCUGUUCAUACUAAUCUGACUUGUAGGUAAGGAAACGAAAAAAAGGGGCUAGUGAACCUAUCAAAUAUAUGGGAUGUGGAGAAUGUGAAAGUAUGAGCCGCUCCAUGACGGUAUUGCUGAUUUCUACGCUCUGUGCAUUCCUUGUCUCUGUGCAUCGGUUUUGCUUCUCUGAUUGGCUCCUAUUUAGGUUCCUAGUGCCACUGAUAAUGAGGAGAUGCUCACAAAAAUGAGCAAAGAGCUCUUUGGUUCCUUUCAUGUUGGUGAGUGAUUUAAUUAUUUACCAAUUCUAUUUGUUUUUUAUUUGAUGCAGGAAUUAUUUCUUAACUGACUAUGCGUUGGAUAUAAUUUUUUUUUCUGGAUUUCUAGAAAUUGCUAUACCAGGAAAGUUCGCUUACUGUGGAAACUGUUGUUUUUAUAGUUGCAGACAUAGCAGAGAAAGGGGGAGUGUUUUAAUUUGACUAUGUUCAUGAAUGUAAUCUGAGUCAUUAAAAACUAUUUUGAGACUGUCAACAGAAAUCAUGGAUGGGAGGAUGACUGAUACUGGUAAAGACUGACUAAGUCAGAAAGAAAUCCAAAAGAGCUCAUCCUAGAAUCAAGACUUUUACUGGGAUUUAUAUUGACUAAUUUUGAUGAGUUGUUUUUUAAAAAAAUACUCAACUGCUGAUUUGGGGCAAUCUCCUGAAGUUGGAUUUGAAUUGACAUUGUCAAUUAGUGUUAAUUUUCUGAAAACUAGAAAGGGAGAGAACUGAAAACACAUGAUAAACAUCACCUUGUCUUUUCAAGAGUAGAAUAGAAUUACGGUUAUUUAUUUAAGUUUUAGAUUUUGAACUUGAGAGUGAUGCACAUGUUGUUUCUUCAUUUAUCAAUUUUUUAUCUUAAUAGUGUUUAGAACGUUUUUUUCUGUUGACAAGGUUUUUUCUCGUGCUGAUUAGAUUCGUACUUGGUACUAAGCUGCUAUAAUGGCUAUGCUAAUUUCGAUUCCGGGGCUAACGCUCAGAAACUGGUUUUUUUUUAUUGCUUGUUAUCACCAUGUGCUCGGAUAAAUGAUUGGUGAUUGAUAAUUAAUAUGGCAUAUGGUGGAGUAUAAAUAAAAUUUAAAAUUUAGAAUGGGUGGCAACCAUAAAUUCCGACUUUACUUUUUUGAUUCAAAUCUCGCGUUUUUAUUGGAUUUAGGAUUUUGCUCGUAGGAGGAUCAUAUGAAUCCAUUAUUUACAGGAAUAAUUAUGAUAUUCACCUUGUUUAUGCCUUACGAUUCAACGUAAUAUUUCUCUAUGGUUAACCUCUCAGUUUACUAUUUCAAAGAUCAGACCAUAAAACUCAUUCCGUGAAGAUAUCUUUUUUGUACCAAAAAAAGCAUUAACUCUUCUUCAAAGUUAUCAGCUUUAAGUCAGAGAAGUAAAGGAGAUCUAUGCUUGAAACCCAUUUUUAUAAAAAGAUAGCUGCAGAAAAUGACUGUAGUGUAACUUCUUAGACUCAAAGAUGGCUUCUAUCUUGUUUAUCAAUAAAUAGAUUCGAAUCAGGGGAAUUUAGUUGAUUCCUAUCAUUUUAUUAUCUCUUCUGAUCUUGGACAACCUUUCAUGUCAGAGGCCAAGGAUGUUCGUGGUAUUGGCUUGCAGUUAUCAAAGCUUGAGUCUGCAGAAAUAAGUAAAGUGCUGUCAGAAAUCUCGUUGUUCCUUACUGAUAUAAUGUUGAUUGGUGAUGAAACAUCCUAUUUUUCCAGACAUUUUUUCUUUAAACUUGAUGAUCUAAACAUUUAGGGUUGAAAUUAAUUCUAAAGAACCAAUAAAGAAUGGCAGAAGAGGAAGAACCAAUAAAGUAUGGGAGGUGGGUUACGAACUAGAGCCUUCGAGUUGCCCCCCCUCCUGGGGUUUUCUACGACUGAAUCAGUGUUACAAGGAAAAAACUUAUUCAUACCUCUUUUACACGAGAAAUAUUUGGACGAGUUUGAUAGAAAGGAAGAAAUAGGAAUCCAGUUCACAAUAAGAGGGGGGUCCGGCCAAUAAACCAGAUCGGUCUGUCCAAUGAACUAGACAGUUUAUUCGAGCUAUGUAUUCAAUAACUCAUCUUAGAGUUGGUCCCAUUAGCUACACUCAAGAUAUGGCUUGCCAUUGUCUAUCCUUCUUGACUCCUGAGUCAGAAUGCCAUUUGUCUAUUAUUUCUAGCAUUUGACAGCCAUGCAAUCAUCAUUGGCAUCAUUAUCAUUGUCGUCAUUGUUGUCAAAUCAUCACCAUUACCUUAUCCAUGUCAAGCCUGAUUUUUGAAAUAGCUGUGUGGAUUAUUUAGAUAGAUUAAAUCAGUUGCAUAAAUUUCAUUGGUUGGCAUUCCUUUUCAAAUGUUCUGCAGUUUCUCACUUAGUAGUCUCCCGACGGAGGUAAGUCUCUGAAAUCUUCUUUUGAUAUGAGUAAGGAGUCAGGAAACCUCCAUCUGAGAGUUGUUUUGAAAGAUGAAAGGCACAAAGAGAGGUUUGAUUAUUUCAUUCCGGGACAUUAUUUUCAAUAUAAGUUGAUUAUCUAUGUUGUUCAUUAUAUGCCGAAAACUGAACUAUUUUUUUUAUGUUUCUUCUGGGAAGUCGUCUUUUAGCCUUAUUUUUUCGUAAAUUUGUUGAAGCACUUUUAGUUUUUAUGUUCUAUAAAUGUGAAUACCUAAUUCUCGAGUUACUGUCUGCAUUAAAGGGCACGAAGCAAAUACGCUCGAAACAUGGAUUGCAUCGUCCUCAGAAAAAACUUUAGGACAACUUAGGAAGGAUGCAGAAUUUAAUGAAGAGAAAAAAGCAGGUAAAGCUCAUACAAAAACUAAUGCGUGCUUAUUUUCCCGAUUACAUGAUAUUUUUUCAUUAUUAAUGAUCUUUUGGUUCAACUACAUCUACUUUUUGAUAACCUGGCUGGUUUAUUUUUUCCAUGAUUUUUCAGAAGAAACUAUAAGGUUGUGUUGAGAACUUUAUUGCUACAUUUGUUUUUGUUCCAGAGCCUAAUAUGGUGCACAUGACGGCACAAUGCAACUCUGAAAUUGCUGGUUAUGCAAGUCAUCUGUCCAAUAAUGAUCCUCCUCCAUGCGUUAAUCAAGCUGGGGAUACAUCUUGGGCGAACCAGUUCUCUUUGUUGCCACCAAUUGGUCACCUUGAUAUAAAUGUUAUAAAAAGUCUUCCACCGGAAAUAAUUGCUGAAAUGAAUGAGAUAUAUCAUGGGCGGUUAUCUGAGUUCAUCAGGAAACAUGAAGACAGAAUUGAUCAGGGAAAUGACGAGUUCUCAACCAUGCCUAAUUUAGAAAACAAAAGAGCACAAUUGUCAGGUAUUUUCGUGGAUCAAACUCCAUGGGCGAAUCUUGAGAAGAUACUGAUUUUGCUCGUUAAUAUUCAACUGCAGUGGACAAGGGUAAACGGGCUAUUUAUUCCUCUGAUUUACCUUCCUACAAAACUUCCACUGUAAGUACGGAUGGUAUACUUCCAGCUUACUCUGAUUCUUCUUUUAAUUGGAUUUUAUUGGAGAGAAUAAAUCAAAUCAAAGUGCAUUAACGUCUUUAUUAACUAUAUUUUUCAUUUUCCUGAAAUGUAACCUUAAUGGCUAACCUUGAUGACUUAUGUUGCAUGUGUCUAUUCAGAGUCAAGUGAAUUAAUUUUUCAACAUGGUCAAAAUCUGUGAAACCUGUUAUGUAUGAAGCCUGAAGAUUGAAAACCAAGGAUCUAUGAUAUCAGAAAAUAACGUUGGCUAACCUUACAUGCGUUGCUUAACCUUAAGAUUGAAAACCUGAAGUCUUGUGAUUGAAAACCAAGGAUCUUGUGAUUUAGGCAUAUCUCUGUUCUUACCAGAUGUCUGAAUUGACCUCAACCAACCUUUUGUCAAAAAUGUUAUGUUCCUGAUCUCUAGAGGGAACCAGACUCAAAUGUCGCAGGCUGUUUCAAGCAUCUUUUAUCAUUCCACAAAUAUUAUUCUUGAUAACUUGCAUUCUUGAAGGACCUUUUGAUGUUACGAAUCAUAGAGCUGUGAACUUUCAUAAAUUAUGGUAAAGCAUUGUAUUUCAUGCGAGAAGUUUCUAGUUGAUUGUGUUGGUCUUAUUUCGUGUUACUUACAUAGGAAAAGAUUGAAAGGGUAUGUGCUGCUUUUGCAACCUAGAUCACAGACUGUCUGUGGAUAGAAGUGUGUAUGAAUCAUUUUUAGCACUCGACACAUUUAAUUGGGCAUUCGUUGAAGGAAAUCCUUGGUACAAAGGUGGGCCAUAGUGAAAUGAGAUGAGUCAAGGAUUGUUAUGCUGUUGAAAAAAUGAAAGCAUGGGGACAAGUGGGCUUUGAACUCGUGGGAUAGUUGACUUACAUGCGUUAAUUUUCUGCCUAAAUUACAUUUCUGUUCAUGUAUUCUUCAUUUCUUUGAUAUGGCAGCAUGUUACUGACGCAACUAGGCUAAUGGAUCAAGAUAUUCCAGAAGAAAAGUUUUCACGAUUGCAGUUUAGCCUGGAUGAUAAUGAGGUACGUGCCUAUCUUUAGUUAUGUAUACCAUCUUUUUUUCUCAUUUAGUAAUGAUUUCACAUCUUUUGUCACCAGACUAAACAAGAGACAGGAUGUUCAGUUCUCAAAACUGUUUCUUCUGUGGGUAUUGAUAGAACUGAUUUGAUGCCUUCAUCUUUAAGCCAAGUAGAUGAAUCAGUGUUGGGUCAAUUACCUGAAGAAGUUGAAAUGUAUUUACGAGACUUUCUCCCUGCACAUAGAAAUUCAGAUAGCUUUGGUGGUCCUUCAGGGAGUUCAAUCAAUGAGUCUCGACGUCAGCAUGGAAUUAAGAGCACAGAGAAUUUUGAUCUCCACCUCUGGAUGGGAAAACCUCCCAACUGGGUUAAAUAUUUCAAGCGUAGCAGUUGCCUAAUUCUGAAUUCUAUUGCUGAGAUACAUGCUGAUACUGGGAUGGAAAAUCUUUUAUCAUCCACAUUGCAGUCGCUUAUUCUAUCUAUUCCUUCUUUGUGUUCGGAAAAUGAAGAAUGGGAUGAUGAAGCUGUUUCGAUUGGGUGUGAAUUUCUGAGACAAUAUAUAGAACUGAAAGUUGAUACAGACAUAGAAGAGUUAUACAUUUGCUUUCGUAUUCUGAAAAGGUACUUUGGUUAUCCACAUGCACUGUUAUCUUCAAUUUUUUGCAUUAUUAGGUAUUUUAUGUUGAAAAAUGGAUGCUUUUUAUUGUUUUAAUAGUCUGUUUGCUUUCAUACUAGUCAAUUUUUUUCUUAAGUAUCACUAAUUACGUGGUAAUGUAAAUAUGGAGUAUAGUAUAUGCUGGUAAUGAACUUAUCCAUGUGGUAUUAGAUAAAGUUGUUAUAGUUGUUUGAAAUUUAUAAAAUAUUGAUGUAUGGUAAGAUUAGAAACUUGUCUGUAUUGUAAUCAGGUGGCCCAUAAUCCACACGCUCCACAUUUUUUCGCCCAUUUUUUGGCUGUCCACUAAAUGAGUGAGUUAUUCGUUAGUUAAUUGCCACUGACUAUUGAGGAAUAUUAUUUCUUCAGUUAAGUUGGUGGUUUUUCUAGUUCAAGUGGUCAGUUCAUUCAUUUUAUUUUAGACCUUGGAACUUGUAGCUUUUAAGUUCUUUUGAUUGUGAAAAUAUUUCACAUUUCACCUCAUAAUUCUUGGUUUAUUGAAGUAGAAAUGACAUGCAUAAAACUAGUCUUGUGUGCAGUGUUAAGAGGUGUGCGAUUAUGUAUACAUUAACUUUUGAGGAUUGUCUUCAUGUAUGUUCUCUGGUAACGUCAAACGUCUAUUAGUGUCAUUUUGGUGGAUAAGAAAUUUUUUAGAUGAGUUUGAUAGGAUAUGGUGAUGGAUUUAUAGAGGUGGUCAUUUUUGCUAUUCUUUUGGCUUGUUUUUUAUGGUCUUCCUUUUCAUGGACUACUCUCUCCAAAACGGCAGUCUCUAUUAUUUGUUGUCUUUCAUUCAAUAAACUUCUGAAUGACUGAUUACUCCACUUUAGUAAAUCCCCUUAUAUUUCUUUUUUCCUGAUAGUGUCGAGAUGAUGUUUUCUUUCAAUUCAGAUUGAACUCAUUCAACAUUUCUUUUAUAAUUGCAGGCUGACAAAGCACUCCCUUUUUUUUUCAUGUGUAUACAAUGAAGUUCUUCCUUCCCUUCAGGUGCCGUGAUGCCACUUUCUUUUUCUUGUUAGGGACAGAUUAUUUUCUUGUCCAAAGAAUCCUAUAUUUUAGGUUACUGUCAUUUUUGAAUAUUUCGUAGGGUUUUUGUUGUUGUUUUUGCAAUCAGAUCAAAUGACAGUUAUAGAGGAACGGUUGUAUGAGUUACAAAAUUAUCCCAAAUCUAUACCUUUUGAUUUUUAUAGUCCAUUUUCUAUUUCUCAAAAUUAAGAAGAAUCUGUAUUUCCUUUUUUAUGAGUAAGAUUUGUUUUUGCUGAAUGAAAUCUCAUAAAAUGUAGAGAUGAUCUCAAGGAUAUGGUGAUAAUAUUUAUUUUCUCGUUAUAAUAAUACAAAUUGAGGUAAUAAUCUUUAUUCUUUUAUGCUGGUUGUUUGUUGUUUCUGAUUUUGUGCAAGUUUUCAUAAUCUUUCAUUAUUCUUGAUAUUAUAUAGAGUAUAAAUUUUCUACUUGUUAAACUGCUCUGUAUUAUUUCGAUUCAAACACGAGUUCUGCUUGCUAUUUUAUUUUUUGUGGAAUUUUAUAUAACGCCUCUUCAUGUGGUAAUAUCCUACUAAAAAUUUGAAGCAUUAUUCAUAAAUUCGAAAAUUUCAGGGUGCUGUUUGCAAAAACUAUGGAGGGAUGUUUCAGCUUUCCUUUGCCGAGUGA
Spirodela intermedia is the source of this 17183-nucleotide messenger RNA. NCBI's taxonomy places the organism in Eukaryota, Viridiplantae, Streptophyta, Magnoliopsida, Alismatales, Araceae. The record is from the annotation of a GenBank genome assembly.